AUGGAAGAGUAUUUGCGGAGGGUCCAGAGCAGACUCGGGGUGAAUGCAUCAGAAGAUCCCAUCCAUGCUGUUUUAGGUGGACCAGAGCCAGAUGUUGACACUGUGGCCGCAACACUGUGCUUAGCCCUACACCUCAGCCAGAAGGAAACCUCAGGCGGACUGUGUCUGCCAGUGUUGUGCGACCGGCGAUGUAACGUUGCGUUGCCCGGGGAGACGGUGAGGUAUCUACAGAGGGUGAAAAUCUGCGAGAGUUCGCUGCUGUGGAGGCAGGAUGUAGACCUCGUGAAGCUUCAUCACACCAGAAAACUCUCACUCACACUGCUGAGAGAUGGACUUCUAGAUAGCUCUGAGUACCACACUUUGGAGUCCAGCAUCCUGCGAGUGGUCCAUCAUGACGGGCAGCAAGACGCAGGGGAUGAUGGGGCAUCGUCCGCAGUGACGACAGUCGCCAGGGAGAUUCUUCAAGAGGCAGCGGAGCACAUCAGAGCAACGCUGGGGGAGACUCUCGGAGAGGCCUUGCGGAUGCAAAGUGAGGCUAUGUGGAACAAACAUGGCCGUCGCUCAGCACAGCUGGAGGAGCUAAUGAGAUCCGUGGAACGAUGGAGUGAUGUCACUGCUGCAGCAACAGACUUGGAGCGGCUGCUUACAAUGGAGCUGAAGGAGUUUUCUGAUGGAGAGAUGACCAUAGCACUGUCUUCUGUGACCACAGAUAAGCAGGACUGGCAUGCUUAUGUGGAUGGACUGAAAACAUUCAGUCAUCGCCAUGGCUACGAUGGUCUGGUGGUUCUCUUGUCCAUCAAUGACACAGUUCAUCAUCCCCGCCAGCAGGUGGCUGUCUACUCAAACAACACAGAUAUCCUCAAUCAGAUCUGCUGUGAGUUGGAAGAGUCCUCCAGCUGGUCUCUUUCUGGUGAACUGGAGGCUAGGGAGAAUUUCCAGGUCUACCACAUCCCUAUUAACACUCUCUCAUCCUCUGGUACUCCUCCUCUGCUGGAGGAAGAAAUCCAGGGCCUCCUCAAGGACUUUGUAGACCGGCGGAACACUGUAUUAGCCUGCCACCCAAGCAGUAGGACCUCUUCCACUGAGGGAGUAGCAGGCAGUGUGGAGUUCUCCCAGGGAUCAUCUGGCAUCAAUGACAUGGAUGGUUCUGACAUAGAGAGGGCCGAGGGAGGCAGCGGAGAUGUGGUGGCAAUAGCAAGGGUGAUGGCAGAUGGUGAAGAGGAAACAGGAGGUGUAGGAGUCAGUGCUGGUGGGGAGCUAGUGAGCCCUGACAGUGGUAUGACCACCAUCCGCAGCAGCCGCUCCUCCAAGGAGAGUUCAGUGUUCCUUAGUGAUGACAGUCCGGUUGGUGAGGCUAUAGCAGGAGGAGGUCCAGCAGCAGGACCAGGAGGACUCUUCCUCAGAAACCCAUCUCCCCUGGGGUUGUCAUCUCUCUCUCCUCCUGUCCCUCCUGAGAGGAGGAAGCACCGCUCUAGCAGAAAUAGGAGCGACAACUUUGACCUGUUUAGUUUCGACCCACUACAUAGCAGUGACCGCUCUUUGCCAGCAGGAGGGGAAAUGGCAGAUUCUGAAGUGAGAGGUAAUGAGGGACAAAGAAGAGCAGGCAGUUCCAACUUAUCAGAACUUGAAGAAUUGAGUUUACUGGAUUUCUCUGCCCCUAAUUCACUGGAUGAACUUGAAAGUAGGAACUCUUCAAUUGACCACCAUGGUCAAAUCCAUAGGAAUGAAAUGAUUGACACUGUGGUUCCUCCAACCCCAGUCAACAGCCUGGUAGGUAGCCGCCCACCCAGCAGUUGUGGGGUCAGGUUCUUCCCAGAAGAUGUAGCAGAAAGGAUCAAUGGCCUUCAGCACAAGGACAGUGUGUCAUCAUCCCUUUCAGAGACCUGGGAUGAACUUGGCUUUGACACACAAGGAGCAUUGUUCUCAAGUGAUAAUAAUGCUUGGAAUAGGACCAAGGAAUCUGAGAGCCCACAGAAUAUUGUAGAGGAAGUUGGAGACAAAGGGUCAGUUGGUGACAUGACACAAAUACUAAGCAAGGAAGAGAUCUUAAAGUCCGAGAAUGCCCACCAGAGGGAAAAGAGGCUUGAACCUCAGCUUAGUCUGGUCACUGAGCAGACUGAAUCAUAUGAAAACUGGAACCCAGGUUUUGUACUGAAGGAUCAGUGGAACCCUGUUACUUUGGCUGAUCUGCAAUUGACACCACCAGAGGAGGAGGUAACUGGAAAAUGCACGGCUGGUAUAACUGGAACAAAAGAAAAAACACCCUCUUUCACAAGGAAGAAAGCAACCAUAAACACUUUAACACCAGACACAUCUAAAGAGGAGGACGAAGGGGUCCGAGGUAAAAAAGGAGAAAGACAGAUGGAGCUCCUUGACUUCUGGACAUAUUCAACUCAAAAAGGAUUUCUCAAAUCCGAUAGCGGAACCACAACGUCUUACCCUGAAUCAUUAGAUAUGUGGAACAUGACAAUUCGGGAUGACAGUCUAUCACCACUCACAACCCCUGACAACUUGUCUGAAAACUCAGGUUCUUUCUGUGGAGCAAACUCCAAUGUUGUGGGUGACAUGUCUGUGGAAAGUCCACCAGGGUUCUCUGAUGGUGGGAUGAAGAUGUGGAACACCACCAUACAGGAAGACAGCUCUUCCACUAUAACAAGCCCUGAAGGACCUGAAAAUGGGAAGGACCUUAGUCACAUGGGAUCUCUGGAUUCUCCAGAGACACAUGCAGGCAAACAAUCCGAAGAAGAAAAAGUGAUAGAGGAGGAGAGAGGUAGAGUAAUUAGUCAGACACCUCAGGAACUGGGGUGGUGUGAUAAUGAACACAACGUGAAAAUAGUCAUAGAGACUGCAGAAGGUACAGGACGGGGUGAAGGAGACAAUGCCAUACAAACUGCUCCGAGCCAACAGUCUGUUAACUUGGUAACUGAGCAUUCAGAAGAUGAGACUUCCCCGCAUCAAGGCACUAACCUGUGGGACUUACCUGUCCCUGGCAUGGUCACCUCCACCUCAGAAUAUGACAAUGUAGGAGCUGGUGAGUGGAGCCUGACAUCCUCCCCUGAGACCUAUGCUAGCCCCGUGGUAGACAUGAUACAGCUAGAGGGACAGUCUAGUCCUUUUAUAGCUGUGACCAAACCUGUUGAGAUAGAUCACGAUCAACACCAGAAGGCUAAUACUCUGGGAAAGACUGAAUACAGAGCAGUAAUUUCAGAUAAAGAACAGUCAGCCAACCAGGUGUUCCUGUUUGAGGGAACUAGUGUGCUGGGUCACGUGACCAGGAGUGGGGGAAGUUCGUCUGAGAGUAAGUACAACAGCAAAAGCAGAGAAGGAUCAGAGGAGGCUGACUGGGGAGAACAAUCCAGUGAUUAUUCCCCAUUUGUUAUAGUAGACCAUUCCUCUGUCACUCAGCAAAUUUCAUCCAAUUAUAAUUCACGUCAAGGAGAAGCUGCUAAGACUCAAAAUCAGACUGACCAAUCAUUAUCCCCAAGUCAUGUGAAUUGGGACAGCUCAGAAACAACUUCAUUAUCACCGGAGCUGCCAUUCAAUAUGGCCUAUAAUGAAGAUGGGACUUCCACUGAAAGCCAAGUGGGAGGAAAUGAAGAGAGCAAUGGAAAUGUGGAGGGCAACAUAACAGAAGCUAUGUCUCUGAGCUCCAGCUCUGGGGGGCAGAAGGACACAUUAAAACAUAGCCCUGACAGCCUUCAUCCAGGUAGUCAAGAUGAACUCAGGUCCAAUUCUGAUGGAGAUUCAUCUUCAGGCCUAGAAAUGGACUACAUUGUUGUGUCUGGCACAGUAAAAGAAGCUGAGAGAGAGUGGCAUGAUAGGCCUAGACAGAGUGACAGGCAAUCAAAAGGAGCAAGAAAUUCCAUGGAGACAUUUAGCAGGCUUUUCUAUGCUGCCACAGUACUGCAAACCCAGGCCCAAGCUGCACAUAGGGAGCACCAGGAGGACACAGAACAAAGUAGGCAAAACCAAAUGAGCAGAGGUACUGACAGUACACUUAGUGCAGAUACAGAGCAAAAUCAAGCUGCCUUAUCCAUGCCAGCAAAUUGGGAUAAUGCACCUGAGCAUCACAUGGUACUGGAAAUGAUCAGUCCCAGCCAAUCAAAAAAUACUCCAGAAGCUUUUCAUCAGUCAGAUUCAAGACCAACAGGGUGCAGUCAAACACAGAUAGAAAAAGGAAACUAUGAUGAUAAAUCAAGCAUUGUGGUCAGAAGUGUGUCUCCAUCAUUAAGAUAUCCGUCAGAUGUCUUUCUGAAAACUAGAGAGGAGGUUUAUGUCCAUUCACAGAUCUCAAUGGAAGAUUCAGAUGAGGGUGGACAGUCACCUUCUGCACCUCCAUCAUGCCCUACUUCUUUGGGUAACUUUAAAGACUGGGGAGGUCAGUUAGUGAGGCAGGACACACCUCAAACCACUCCUGAAACACCUGAAUCACCUGUACUUACUAAUAGCUCAGUCUCCCACACUAGCUCUUUGACUGGCACCCCAUUAAGUGAAUCAGGCAUUUCUACUGACAGAGGACUUGGAUUACCAUUUUCUGGAGAUUUGAUGGAAGAGGAGAAUGACGAGGAAGAGCAUGAGGAGGAAACUGAUGCAGAGCACAUUCCCCAGACAAAAUGGACCUCAGAAGUACAAAGUGAGAGGGACCAAAGACAUCAGUUAGGAUCUUCUGAUCUGCUAAGUUUCACGGAGGAGCUGAGUGGAGGUUCAUCAGGUCAACAAACAGAUAUACAAGCACUUGAGGUUAAGCAGGACAGGUUCCUACAGAAUACAGUGGGUUACUAUGAAGGACAGCCAAUAACGACUGGUGAUCGUGAUAAAUGGUCGGCUGACCAACAGAUUGGAAACCAUGAAUCUUCUCAAGAAAGCUAUUCAUUUGUCUUAAGAAGACAACAAGAUGUGACGUCCCAGCUGUCAUCCCAGCCAACCAAUGAAAAUCCUGCAUCUCACUGGGCAGGAGGUCCGAAUGUAACUCAGGGUCAAACCCAGUAUGGCUACAACUACCACCACAUUGACCAAAGAACUGAAAACCAGAGCACACACUCAACUUGUGUAGAUACCAAAUCCAACAGCCAGCAAAACACCACAGAUGCUGUCUAUGCUGAGUUUACAACUGCUGCCACAGCUGUACAGUACGGGUCUGAGCAGGCUGAAAGCUAUUAUGAAGCUGGAGUAAAUGCCGAGUACAACUUGGAUGCUCCAGAUACCAAGUUUCAAUACAUAGCUGAAAGCCAGUAUGGAGAUGACUCCAAGUCAAUGUGCCCUUCUGAACUUCAGUGCUCUCAGUAUCAAGCUGAAGGCCAGUGUCAGUAUGAGACAGACCAUGCUCAUUACCAGCUUGAGGGACAGCCAUUCUACCAAUCAGAUGACCACCCUGAGAGGGAAGAUCAUGCGCGGUAUGUGCCGGACGGAUAUGUUCACUUUCUCCUGUCAAGACACUCCCAACAGAGAGACGGUGCAGCAGGGAUGAUGAUGAAGAUGGCCUCCAGUGAGGAAACUGCUGAGGAGAUGGAUAACAGAGAAGACCCACCGUCCUCGGCAGAUCUGUCAGGCAGCUCUAACCAAAGGAGAAAGUUGGCAGCUCCGCCAAUGAACGUGUCACUGGAUCACAGUGAGGGGUCUCUUCUCUCAGAAGAUGCUCUGGACACAGAAGACGAGGCCUUGGACACCGGAGAUGACCUGGAUGUCAACAUUGAUGAGCUGGACACACCUGAUGAGGCUGACUCCCUGGAGUUCAAUAGACAUGGGGACUCAGAAGAUUCUGAUAUGGGUGCAGGAGCAGCUUCGAAUGAUGGCUUCGCAGGACACAGAUCAGCUGAGGAAAGAAGGGAUAGCAGACUGUGGAGGAGUGUGGUGAUUGGAGAGCAGGAGCAUCGCAUUGAUAUGAAGUGCAUUGAGCCAUACAAAAGAGUCAUUUCUCAUGGAGGUUAUUAUGCUGAGCAGAACGCCAUCAUCGUGUUUGCAGCAUGUUUCCUGCCGGACAGCGACUGUGACAAUUACAAUUAUGUAAUGGAAAACCUGUUUCUGUAUGUAAUAAGCACGUUGGAACUAAUGGUGGCAGAAGAUUACAUGAUUGUUUACCUGAAUGGCGCCACACCUCGCAGGAGAAUGCCUGGUUUUAGCUGGAUGAAAAAGUGCUAUCAAAUGAUUGACAGAAGACUGAAGAAAAACCUUAAGAUGUUCAUCAUUGUCCAUCCCUCCUGGUUCAUACGGACUUUGCUGGGAAUAACCAGACCCUUCAUAAGCUCCAAGUUCAGCAGUAAGAUCAAGUAUGUGAAUAGUCUGCAGGAGCUUGGAGAAAUCAUCCCAAUGGAGUAUGUCCACAUUCCACCCAGCAUUGUGAAGUAUGACGAGGAGAGGGGUAUACACAGAUUUGCAUGCAUGAGAGCCGACAAGAAGGGGAACUCAGCCGUUUGACAAUUACAAGACACCUGGCUCCUGCCUAUCUCUUCUCCCUGCAACAUGCUGUAUUCUACCACAGCAUGUCUGAAUAUAAGCAAGCCUGCAGCAUGAUAC
Molecule: messenger RNA, 6513 nt
Organism: Toxotes jaculatrix (banded archerfish)
Lineage: Eukaryota; Metazoa; Chordata; Actinopteri; Toxotidae
Product: protein prune homolog 2-like
Exons: 20
Coding region: 1-6414 (2137 amino acids)
Cellular component (GO): cytoplasm
Molecular function (GO): exopolyphosphatase activity
Source: RefSeq, a predicted model, not a curated record